Messenger RNA from Eleginops maclovinus (Patagonian blennie), 1131 nucleotides. It is a transcript of the gene u2af1, whose product is annotated as U2 small nuclear RNA auxiliary factor 1. Gene Ontology annotation, cellular component: U2AF complex; spliceosomal complex. Gene Ontology annotation, molecular function: metal ion binding; pre-mRNA 3'-splice site binding. NCBI's taxonomy places the organism in Eukaryota, Metazoa, Chordata, Actinopteri, Perciformes, Eleginopidae. Gene Ontology annotation, biological process: mRNA splicing, via spliceosome. The record is from RefSeq and is a predicted model, not a curated record. The transcript has 8 exons. Bases 37 to 933 code for a protein of 298 amino acids.
GAGUAAAAAAAAAAAAACCAUUUUCUGCGCAGUUGUAUGUGUGGAUACAUUUAUUCUGAAGGAGGGACGGAAGUCUUGUCGUUGCUGCCGCUGAUUGAGCGCAGGCUAGCCAAGAUGGCGGAAUACUUGGCGUCCAUUUUUGGGACAGAGAAAGAUAAGGUCAACUGCUCUUUUUAUUUUAAAAUUGGUGCAUGCCGACAUGGCGACCGCUGCUCCAGAUUACACAAUAAACCAACAUUCAGCCAGACAAUUGCCCUCCUGAACAUUUACAGGAACCCUCAGAACAGUGCCCAGUCUGCUGAUGGCCUCACCUGUGCUAUCAGUGACAUGGAGAUGCAGGAGCACUAUGAUGAGUUUUUUGAGGAAGUCUUCACAGAGAUGGAGGAAAAGUACGGAGAGGUGGAGGAGAUGAACGUGUGUGACAACCUCGGUGACCACCUUGUAGGAAAUGUGUAUGUGAAGUUCCGCUAUGAAGAGGAUGCUGAGAAGGCUGUGAUAGACCUGAAUAACCGGUGGUUUAACGGACAGCCCAUCCAUGCUGAGCUCUCUCCCGUAACAGACUUCAGAGAAGCCUGUUGUCGCCAAUACGAAAUGGGGGAAUGUACUCGUGGUGGCUUCUGCAACUUCAUGCAUCUGAAGCCCAUCUCACGUGAACUCAGGAGGGAGCUCUAUGGUCGUCGGAGGAAGGGCGGCGGCGGCGGUGGCGGUGGUGGUGGCGGCGGCGGCGGCGGUGGUGGUGGUGGUGGCGGCGGCGGCGGCCGCCAUAGGUCCCGGUCUCAGUCGAGAGAGAGACGAUCUCGCUCUAGGGACAGAGGUCGAGGAGGAGGAGGUGGUGGCGGAGGUGGUGGUGGUGGAGGAGGAGGCGCUGGAGGUGGUGGCCGUGACCGCGAGAGACGUCGCUCCAGAGACAGAGAGCGUUCAGGACGAUUCUAAAGCAGCAGCCAUGACUACUUUUCCCUCCCUCCCUGUAUCCACCCCCAGUCUUUUUUUUAAGUUUGUACCCUUCCAGAACUAUUCUAGGACUUAUUAAAAGGUACCAGAUUUUGAAGCUGUGACGGCAUUGAUAAACAUGUUUUUUUCUUGAUUUCUGAAAAUUUCUUUCACUUCCAUUAAAUUUAACAUUUUUACUGA